This is a messenger RNA of Caenorhabditis auriculariae, 6531 nucleotides long. NCBI's taxonomy places the organism in Eukaryota, Metazoa, Nematoda, Chromadorea, Rhabditida, Rhabditidae. The record is from the annotation of a GenBank genome assembly.
AUGCACGACGGGGCGCAGAUUCCUCACAAGUCGGAGGCAGCCCCCAAAAGUUGGGCUGAUAAGCCUUCGCCAGGUGCCGUCGACCCGCCGACCAUGCCUCGUACUCUCUUUCUUCUCUGUGUCCUCCUUGCUGUGAGUUUUUUGGGAAAUUCAUGCGAUUUCUAGAAGUGAUUUUAGAAUUAUUAUGGGGAUAUGAACUCAAUUGGAAAGACCUUGUAAACUUGAAAUUGGGAAAAAUUUCAUAAUCUUGAAAAAAUGGAGGAAUGUAAACAAAGGACUUUGAGUGCUAAAAAAAGUUUUUUUCUGUUUUAGAAUGAUUUUUUUAAAGUUCUAAAAAAAUCGUUUUGAAGAACCAUUUUCAAUCAGUUUUUUUCAGCUUGGAGUAUGAAAAAAACAGAAACUGAGAUUUAUUGUGAAUAAUUUAAACAUUUUUUUGCGAAUUUUUUUGAUAAAAGACAUUUUUUUAAAUUUUUUUGGAUUGGAAAUCAUAUCAUGGCUUCAUAUAUUUCAUUGUAAAAUUUGAAAAUUGCGAUUUCAAAAAGUUAAAUUUUGGAAAUUUUUGAAAUUUUUACGUCAAAAAAAUUAUACCACAAAUCUUCAAAAAAAUCAAAUUUAGGCAAGGAAAAAAACGUACAGAAACCAGUUUUAUUGAAAUAAGAAUAAAAUAAAAAUAUUUAUGGUCAUUCUGGGAAUGCACCCCUUUGGAAAAAAACUAUUAAAAAAAUUUUUGAGUUUUUUUCAAAAAAACUAAACUAUUUUAUAUUUAUUUAUUUCAGCCGUUUUUUUCACUCCAAGAGGGUCUGUUCAAAUUUCGAUUAAAAAUGACUUUUUUUUUCUCUAAAAAUCGAAAUAAACAAAUGUUUCUGCUUCUCAAUUUCUAUCUAAUUCGUCUGUAUCACAAAUAAAAAAAUGGACUAAAAUUUUUUUUAGAUGAAAUUCGUCUGACCGUUAAAAUUAAGGUGAAUCUGAAACCGAAAAAAAGAUAAGAGGCUCUAAAGAUCAAAAAGAUGAAAAAAAUAAACUUGGAAAGUUCGGUUUUGUCAUACUUUAACUGGAAAAAAAUUAUUUUUUUUAAAAAAAUCAUGAAUUCACUUUUGUAACAGUAUAGUUGGUCUGAAAAAAAUCGAAAAAUAAUUUUUUUGUUGAUUCUCAAUUUUUUUCAAGUUUCUGUGUAUUUUUUUAUUUCAUAUGGGUAAGAAAUUCUUCUAGAUGAAGCUUGUCUGAAAGCUUUAUAGAUUAAUUUAAGACCUGACUAUUUUUUUUCAAUCGAAUUUAGAGCGAAAAACCUCGAAAAUUGAAAAUAAAUGAAAAAAUAACCAAAAAAAAAAAUUCUUUCGUACUUCAAAAAAUAUUUUGAAAAUAGUCUGGAAUCCCUUUCUAUCACACUCUAGUUGAACUAGAUCCCAUAAGAAGCAUGUCUUUUCGAAUUCCAACUUCAAACUUCUUCACAAAAACGUCGGAAAACGUCAGUAAUCAUAUCAGUCGGACUUGCCCCGGGCAGACCCGAGGCGCCGUCAGGGAAAUUUCAUAAUUAUCAGCCCCGAUUUUUAUCAAAAUUCCUUUUUCAGGUGCUCGGAAUCGUGCCAGCGCAGCAUUCGGACGGGGAAAGGUUAUCAAUUUAUCUGAGAAUAAAAAGGCGUUUCGUGAUUUCUCCCUGAUAACACGGUAACUGUACUGAUAAGGGUAGUCUGUCGCAAAAUGAAACGAUUUUUUUCUCGUUUCGUUGAUUAGGGAAGUAUGUUUGAGCUGAUAAGGGAGUUUUAUGGAUGGUAUGGUGAUAAGGGAGCAGAGAGUACUGUAGGACUGGAGAGGGUUAGAGAAAAAGGCGGUUACAGUAACCGGGAGCCUUCAAAUUGAGAAAAGAAAGUGAAAUAAAUCUGGGAAAGUUUUGAGGGGCCACUUUAGAGUUACUAGUCACUAUAGUAGUCGAUUUAGUAGUCACUUAAGUGGCUAAAAGUUAGUGGCUUCUCUAUAAGUCUAAGGGGUACUACUAGACCACUAAAACUACUAUAGUGGCCACUAUGGAGGUCGUUUUAGUGGUCACUUUAGUGUCCUCUCAAAGUACUCAUUGAGAAACCACUUAAGAUUCCACUUGAAUUUCUUUCAUUUUUUAAAACGUUUGUUGAAGAAAGUGAGGGAAGCUUCACAAAACGGAUAACCUUCUCUCAAAAAUAUUCUCUUGUUGAAGGAUAUCGCGAAGCGAAGUCGGAUCGAGUCCGACGCACUUUUUUAUAACUAUAAAGCGAUUUUCUAUAAAUAGCUUAAAAACUCUAUCCAGUUUUUCGGAGCUUAUCCUUGAUAUUCUACUAGGAAAAUUUUUAGUGGCCACUAUAGUAGUCGAAUUAGUGGCAUGCUAAAAAAAGUCGGUCAGUUUGGAAAAACUAGGCCAUGCCGCAAUUUUGCUCUAUGGAAAACUUAGAAUUUCAAACUUUUUUUCUUUUCUGAACUUUUUCUUCCUCUUAUUAAUUUUAAUAAAAAGGUUUUCGCUUAUUUUCAUUCAAUUGUAUCGUUCUCGCGAGCAAAAUACGAUGGAUACUACAUUCAAAAUUAUGAACUGAUUCAACUUUUGAAAAUUCUCAUUAAUUUUUUUGAAUCCACGAUACUUCAUCUAAACAAAUGAGCGAAAUCAAAAAUCAUAAGUGAUCUGAUAAUGAGAUAUUGUGUAAAAUACGCACAAAAAAGGCAAGAAACAAAGUUACCUCGGACAAAAGGUAAAACAUUACCUAGGGAAACAAUUGAAAAUGAGGAACAGUUAUUUUAAAGGGAGGAGUAUGUGUCCCAUAUCCUAGAAAACCGAUAAAAAGGAAGAAAAAAUAUAGAAAAAGGAAAAAAAGUUUGAAAUUCGACUUUCCAUAGAGCAAAAUUGCGGCGUGGUCUGGUUUUCCAAACCGACCGAACCGACCGACUUUUCCAGCAUGCCGAAUUAGUGACCAGGGGUUGAAAGUUAGUGGCCACUAUAUAGGUCUCAGCGUUACUACUUACCAAUUAAAAUUUUAGGAGCCAUUUCAGUGUUCUCUCCAAGUAGUCCUUGGCGAGCCUCUCUAGUGACUACUAAAAAUUUUCUCAGUAACGGUUAAAAAUCUGUGCUUUCUGAGGAAUCCAAAAAAAAGAUUUUAUGAUAAUUUUUCAUUGCAGAAUACGUAUUUUAGUUUGGAUAGGUCCUCAUGAAAAGCCCUUCACUGUGGCUGAAUACUGUUUCAAAUCCAUUAUCUCAGUCGGAAAGUGCUUUUACUCCAGUAUUAAAUCUAGGCUGUUUUCGUAAAAACUUCAAGAAAAUACGCUCUGUAGACUUUUAUUCAAAAUUAGGUAUAUUUGGGCAGUUCUGAAUAGGUUUUUUCCUCGAAAAAAUGGUUAAAUGUCAUUUUUAAUUUCAUUAAUCAACUUCAGUACAGAUAUUUCCGGAGAUGUUUUACGCACCGUAAAUGCGAAGCCGUAAAUGAUUUACCCAGAGGAAACGUUUAUAUUUUUUCAGUUUAGAAGAUGAGAUGAAGAAUUUCAAGCUUACCUGCUUUGAACUUAUUAUAAAUCGAAUGAAACACGCGACUCCAAAAUUCUUCAUUAAUUACCUGUUUCAGCGUAGAAUCUUGUCUGAAAACUGUAUAAAUUUGUGGUCUAUAAACUUCAAUAAAUCCAAAAAAGAAGAAAUUCAGACAUCACCACCGCCACCUGAACCGUCGCCACAUCCCGAACGAGCUGGAAGACAUCCUGGCCGGCGGAAAACAAGGAAAUCUCCAGGAGAUCUUCUCCAAGGACGUCGUCCGGAUCACCUGCCACUGGCGCUUCAAGAAGGUCUUCGGCGAGGAGAAGGCCAAGAAGAUCGAGGAAUGGUUCGACAGCGCGACCCCUCGCGAGGAGAUCUUCAAGAUCCUCGCCGACAUGGCCCUCAAGGUAGAACAUCCCUGGGAUCGCUUUUUGACCAGGGAAACAUUGGAUAAUCCGAUGUCAAUUUCAAGCUUAAUUUCAUUUUAUUCCUUGUUUAAAAAAAUCAAAAAAAUCAUUAAAAUGUGAUUGAAACCGGUUUGAUAACGAAAAAAAUUUUUUUGUCGCUAGAAAAGCCUUUUUCAAGUUGCGCCCGACCUGAAACGGCUAACGCGCAUCUUAUCAAAUAACGAUAAAAAAAGAUGAUUGAAACUUGUUUUAUUUUUAAGAAAAAUUUUUGAAUUUUCCUCAUUUGUAAGCUCAUAACUAAAAGUGCCUUUUUUUCAAAGUUGCGCCUGGCCUGAAACGGCUAACGCGCAAGGGCAUGGUUAACUGAGACAAAAAGAAGAUGGACUUGAUAGAUCCACUUUUUGAACCAUUCCAAUUGCGACCAAUAUUUGAAAAUCUGGAAGAAAUUUUCCUCGUGAAAUUUUGUAACCUCUAAAUUUCUUGUCGUGAUUAUAAAGUUCAGUGGGAAUAAAAAAAAAUUUGAAAAUCAUAACCUUUUUUAAAAUCCGCUGAAACAAGGAAAUGAUUCAGUAGCCGGAAUUUUUUUUUUCGAUGUAAGGUGUAUUCCGUUUUUCGCCUGUUUUCUCUGCACCCUCCUCGUCUCUCGGCGACCCUCUCAUGUUGUCGUGCUAUUUCCAUUUUUCUCUAACCUCGCCGGUGAGGGAACAGAGAGACGCAGACACUAAAACUGUCAAGCUUUUACAACCAUUCCCGUUCCUCAAGAAUGUCUUUUUCAGGUCGAAAUCCCCUUCAAACGUGAAAUGGCCAUCAAGGUCGUGAGACGCUGCAAAGAGGAGCACGAAAACGCCAAGAAAUCCCAAAAGCGCAGGUUUUUAUCCGAGAAAAACGAGGAAAAUUCAUUUUUUAAGGUCGCUCGAUGCGAAAAUCCAUCGCGAAUUCCAAGUUCUCCGUCGGGAGCGAAGAAAUCAACGUCAUCACAUGGUGGGAUCUCACUUAGGAACGCCAGAGUGGUCCCUAUAGGGUCUAGAGUGCCUAAGUAGCGGACCCCCUAGGGGGCACUUUUUGCCACAUAUAGGGGCUGCUUUUCUUCCUAAACUCGAUAGGGACCACUUUCAGGAUCUAAUCUCGAAACCCUAAAGUCUAAGGGGCCCCUACAGGGGUCAGGGAGGAAAACGACCCCUAUAGGUGCUGAAAGAGUGGUCCCUAUAGGGAUUUAGGAUCUGAUUCCGAAGCCUCCAAAGCUGGAGUGGUCCCUACAGGAGUCAGGGAGGAAGACAACCUUAUAGGUGCUGAAAAAGUGCUAACUAUAGGGGUUUAGGGUCUGACUCGGACUAUAGUGGCCCCUUAAGGGAAGUAAAGUAAUCCCUAAUAUAGUUUCGAAAAUUGACCGUUCGACCGACCGUUCGACCAAUAUUUUUUCAACAUGUCAUAAUAAAUGGUCAUUGGUCGAACGGUUGGAGUUUCAACAUUUCAACAUGUCACUUCAGAAUGACAUGUUGGUUUUUGACCGUUUGAAAUGUCACUUCGAAAUUGGUCGGUCAUUUUUCGAACGUUCGAAAUGUCACUUCGAAAAUGGUCGGUCAUUUUUCGAACGUUCGAAAUGUCACUUCGAAAAUGGUCGGUCAUUUUUCGAACGUUCGAAAUGUCACUCUGAAAAUGGUCGGUCAUUUUUCGAACGUUCGAAAUGUCACUUCGAAAAUGGUCGGUCAGUUUUUGACCGUUCGAAAUGUCACUCUCAAAAUGGUCGGUUAUUUUUUGACCGUUCAAAAUGUUACUUUUGAAUUGGUUGGUCAUUUUUCGACCGUUCGAAAUGCCUAUUCGAAAAUUUUCUCUUACGCUGGAAGUGAGGGCUCGUGCGCGAGACACAUUCCUUCUUACUGCGUUCCAGUCUUUCACGUGCAAACUUUGAGCCGUCAUAAUUUGACUACGAGGCAAAAGGCGAGAUAUUUUAUUUUUGAUUUGGAAUCAGCAUGCCUUAAAGUACACCCCUGCGAAGUUUCAUCAAAAGUUUAACCGGGGGAUAAAAACAGUUUCCUUGUCAGAGUAACUAGGAGCUUAUUCAUUUUAACGAAGCACGCGGAGUUUUCUCAAAAUUCCAUACUUUUCGCAUACGUUGAUUCAACUUAUUUCAUUUCAGACAUUUCAAACUUUUUUCAGUCAAAUUUCGAUCGUUUGAAACGUCAUUUCAAAAUUGGUCGUUCAUUUUUUGACCGUUCGAAAUGUCACUCUGAAAAUGUUCGGUCAUUUUUCGAACGUUCGAAAUGUCACUCUGAAAAUGUUCGGUCAUUUUUCGAACGUUCGAAAUGUCACUUCGAAAAAGGUCGGUCGGUUUCGUAAAUUUCAGAAAUUGGUCGGUCAAACGAACGGUCAGAAAAAUGACAUGUUAUAACCGUUCGAAAAACUGAACGGUCAUAUCAGUUGAACGGUCUAAUUGGUCGAACGGUCGAAUUUUAGAACACUAAUCCCUAAUGGGGAAACUUUUAAGAGCCGUUAUGGUCGCCCCUAUAGGGACCACUCGGGAGUUCCCUGGAAUUUUUGAAAUUUUCAGUUUGAAUUUGUGAAUUUUGUAGAAAAUCAUGCAUUUUUUUUGGCCUUAAAUGAGCUGAAUUUUUCCAGAUCCAUUCGGACGAACUCUACCUGUGA